GCGGAACCGUUGCCGGCGGAGCGGUUGCGGCCGCAGCGGUUUGCUGCCCAGUGUCUUGGCCAGUUUGACAUCAUGGCGACCGCCCGCCCCUCUUUGUGCGGCCGCGACCCAGCCCCGGCGCCACCCCGAGGUAUGGGAAAGGAAGCAAAAACAAAAAUGUAGGAGUUACCAAAGACGAGGAGCUUGGGAAGUCUAGUCCUCAGGGUAACCCGGACCCUCCGUGGAGGGAACUAGAACAGGGAGCAUGGACCCCGGGAAACUGAGGCACAGAGAGAGUCCUGGCAGGAGGGCUAGAGCUCUGAUACAUGCGUCCUCUGUACCGGCGACCCAACACGAAACAGAGGCUGGUGUUCUCCGGGGAAACUGAGGCUGAGGGUUAGCGCUGUGGCACAAGCGCGGCUCGGAGUCUUGACACCGGCAUUCUGAGGCAAAGAUGCCCCAUGCUCUGCCCCGGGGGUCGGAGUGGGAGAGCAUGGGGAGGAAUGCUGGGGGUCAUGGGUCGCUUUGGGCUUUUCCGGCAAAACUCUCACUGAACAGGAGGGGAAAUACAAACCAUUUUGUCGCCGCUGCUCACUUGGGUCCGUUCUCUUGGACCGGUUCGAAAUGACACUUGCCUCUUCCUGGUGCCUAGCCCCCAUCGAUGUGAGUCUCGUGGUGGUAGUCCAUGGUGGUGGAGCAAGCAACAUCUCACCCGGCCGGAAAGAACUGGUGAGCGAGGGCAUUGCCAAAGCUGCAACUGAGGGCUAUAACAUCCUCAAGGCUGGAGGGAGCGCAGUAGAUGCUGUGGAAGGAGCCGUGACUAUGCUGGAAAAUGACCCGGAGUUCAACGCAGGUUGUGGGUCUGUCCUGAAUGCAGAUGGUGAUGUUGAGAUGGAUGCUAGUAUCAUGGAUGGGAAGGACCUAUCUGCAGGAGCAGUGUCUGCCGUGCGCUGUAUCGCAAAUCCUGUUAAACUUGCACGGCUUGUUAUGGAAAAGACUCCUCAUUGCUUUCUGACGGGCCGUGGUGCAGAGAAAUUUGCAGCAGACAUGGGGAUUCCAAAGACUCCUGCCGAAAAACUGAUAACGGAGAGAACCAAGAAGCACCUGGAGAAAGAGAAGCUUGAGAAGGGGGCGCAGAAAGCUGACUGCCCUAAAAACUCAGGAACUGUGGGUGCUGUUGCCUUGGACUGCAAAGGGAACUUGGCUUAUGCAACCUCUACUGGGGGGAUUGUCAAUAAAAUGGUUGGCCGAGUUGGAGACUCACCUUGCAUAGGAGCUGGAGGUUACGCAGAUAAUAACCUUGGAGCCGUUUCAACCACAGGACAUGGGGAAAGUAUUCUGAAGGUGAAUCUGGCCAGACUCGCUCUCUUCCAUGUAGAGCAAGGAAAGACCGUAGAUGAGGCUGCUACGUUGGCACUGGAUUAUAUGAAGUCAAAGCUCAAAGGCCUAGGUGGCCUCAUCUUGAUCAACAAGACGGGAGACUGGGUGGCAAAGUGGACCUCUGCCUCCAUGCCCUGGGCAGCGGUGAAGAACGGCAAGCUGCAGGCCGGCAUUGACCUUUGCGAAACCAAGACAAGGAACCUGCCCCCUUGCUAGCCUGGAUGUGAAGUCAAGCUGCCUGCUGUGGAGACCUAACUUAAUCAAUUAGAUGUAGACAUGGAAAACUUGUGCAGUCUGUCCCUCCUUUUGUUGCCUUGAUCAGUAAGUCAAUGAAUGCUUGGUUGAGGGUCGGGUUCUGAAGGGAUGAGAGGUGACUGCCUGUAUCAAGAGCAGGGAAAAUGGAAGCCUUAAGGAAUCUUUCUUUCCCAGUCACCGUCAUGUAAGGCCAGAAAGGAGCUGUUAGAUAUGGACCCCACAGAACUGCCUCUGAGCUACGAGUGUCAUCUGGAUUGGGAGGAUGGCAAUUUGCAGAGGCUAGGCUCAGGGAGUGCAGGAAGAAGGGCUGGGGAAAAAAAUAAGGUGUAAGAAAGACCAAGUCCAGGUGAAGCUCAAAUGCUAGAGAUUAUUCUUAGUCACGAGGACACCGGGCAAGAUGGUCGAGAAGGUGCUCUUUGUCUGUGGAUCUUUCCAAAAAGCUCAGAUUUCUCCAACACGUAUCUGGGCACUUGCAGAGUCUCCCUUGCUGCCCAAGCUGUAGACUAUUGGAGUUUGGUUUUUUUUUGUUUUGUUUUUUUUUUUUUUUUUUUUUUUUUUUUUUUUUCGGAGCUGGGGACCAAACCUAGGGCCUUGGCGCUUGCUAGGCAAGCACUCUACCACUGAGCUAAAUCCCCAACCCGCUGGAGUUUCUUAAUGUCUGGAAUUUUUCUUGGCUCCCAAAAGCCAGCCCCAGCCCUGGUUGUCCUCACUGGGCCUUGAUAGGGCACAUGACAUUCCUAGCCUUUCCAACAGUGGGGUGGCAGAUGGCUGGAGCGGUAACACUGUGUGUCACUAAGAAGUAGCUGCUAGUGCUUUGGGACAGUCCCAAGCACGCUGAAUCAAAUGUCCAGGGUGGUGAGCAUGACGCAGAAAGCAGUCUCCUCAGUGGGGAGCACUCUGCACCUGUCAGCACCCUGGGAACGGUAUGUCUGCCGCGGUGUGUCUGCUCAGCUUUUCAGUCUAGCAGAGAUUCCCUGGGAAGAAACUGAUUAACUUUAACGUGCCACUAAUAAAAUUAUUUUUAAAAGAAAA
Rattus rattus (black rat) is the source of this 2646-nucleotide messenger RNA. RefSeq names its product asparaginase and isoaspartyl peptidase 1 (gene Asrgl1). The record is from RefSeq and is a predicted model, not a curated record. Gene Ontology annotation, molecular function: asparaginase activity. Bases 604 to 1575 code for a protein of 323 amino acids. The transcript is spliced from 6 exons. Lineage: Eukaryota; Metazoa; Chordata; Mammalia; Rodentia; Muridae.